Molecule: messenger RNA, 654 nt
Organism: Podarcis lilfordi (Lilford's wall lizard)
Lineage: Eukaryota; Metazoa; Chordata; Lepidosauria; Squamata; Lacertidae
Source: the annotation of a GenBank genome assembly
AUGGGAAUCGCCCGCGCUCUGGAUGUGAAAGCGACAUCGCGGGAAGGGGGGGGGGGGAGGCGGAAGCAGGUGUUGCUAAUAAUAGGACCCUCCGCCGCCUUUCUUCGCCUUCGCUCUCCCCUUCCCGGUCGCAGCCCCUCGCCGGCUGGCCAGACGCGCAUUCCCUCUCCCGCCGAGUGGGGUUCGGUGCUGCGGCUACCCCCACCCCUUCCCGCGGCUCGCCUCCGGUGCGCAAAGGAUGUAUCUCUAAAUGGUGGCGAGGCUGGAGAAGAGGAUGUAGAGGAAGAGGAGGAUGGGGGGGGCGGUACCCCGGGUAAUCAGGUCAUCGUGGCCUCCACGAAGCUGUUCCGAGGGAUCUUCCGGGGCCCGAGCGAGGAGGAGGAGGAGGAGGAAGAGGAAGCAGCAGCAGCAGCAGCGAUGGUGGUGAUCGUGGCGGUCCCUGCGCGGCUGAUGGUCCUUCGUUGCGCUCCCCGGCCGCAGCUUCCCAUCGCAGCCGCCGUUGGAGCCAUCCGCUUUCACUGUGCUCGGAGGAAAGGGGGAGAACAAAAUCCCCCUUGCAUGGCUCAAAGGAGGCGUUGCAAAGAAAACCUGGGCUGGGGAAAAGAAGGGGAAUUGGCCACCGGUUCGCGAUUGGAGGCCGGGCUUGGAAAAUGA